ACUUUUACAGUGUGAAGAUUGAAUUGAAGUCGGAUUUGAACCAAUACGCUGCGUUUUAGUUCUCUGAGACUAUUUUGUCGAUGGAGUUGCUUAUCCCGGCAAAUAAAUAAUCUUUGAUUCAUCCCAAAUCAGAAGUGAUACGCUCGAAGAAAAUGGUGGUUUUGAUUUCAAGUACCGUGACCAUAUGCAGAGUAAAACCAAAGCUUGAAGAUGGAAGCUUUCGCGUUAGCCGGUUAAUACCCAGACCCGAAGUUCCAUUUUUCUCAGGAGGGUUGAGUGAUGAGAAUAAGAAGAAGAAGAAAUGUUUAGUUUCGGUUCAGUGUUUAGCUGUGAAGAAAGAACCAGUUGUUGAAAGCGUGGAAAGAGUUAAAGGGACAAUUUUUCCCAAGAGAGCGAAAAAUCUUAUCAUGAGUGAAGGAAGAGAUGAAGAUGAAGAGUAUGGGAAGCUCAUUUGUCCAGGUUGUGGUAUUUUUAUGCAGGACAAUGAUCCAGAUUUACCCGGAUAUUAUAAGAAGAGGAAUGUUACCGCAAAGAACUUGGAAGUUGAUGAAGAGGUGGAUGAUGAUGAGCUUGAUGGGUUUGAAAUGGUUGAUGAUGAUGAUGAUGAUGAUGAUGAUGAGGAGAUGGAGGGGGAAGAUGAUGAGAUAAAGAAUGUAAUAGAGGGUAGCAACUCUGAAAGUGAGAGUGAGUUUGACUGGGAAUCAGAUGAGUGGGAAGAUAAGGAAGAGCUGAAUGGUGUUGAAUUGGAUGGUUUUGCUCCGGCUGGUGUUGGAUAUGGUAAUGUCACUAAGGAGAGGGAGAAGAAGAAACGGAUUUCGAAAUCAGAGAGGAAGAAGAUAGCUAGAGAGGAGGCAAAGAAAGACAAUUUUGAUGAUGUGACGGUGUGUGCUCGUUGCCAUUCUCUUAGGAAUUAUGGCCAAGUGAAGAAUCAGGCUGCAGAGAACCUCUUACCAGAUUUCGAUUUUGAUAGGUUGAUAUCAACUAGACUGAUAAAACCAAUGAGUAAUUCAAGCACUACAGUUGUAGUCAUGGUGGUUGAUUGUGUCGACUUUGAUGGUUCGUUUCCCAAACGAGCAGCCAAGUCUCUCUUUCAAGUGCUUCAAAAAGCUGAAAAUGAUCCUAAGGGUAGCAAGAACCUCCCAAAACUUGUGCUUGUUGCAACAAAAGUAGACUUACUUCCGACACAGAUUUCACCAGCUCGGUUAGACCGAUGGGUGCGCCACCGUGCCAAGGCUGGAGGAGCGCCUAAGCUAAGUGGGGUAUAUAUGGUUAGUGCUCGCAAAGAUCUCGGUGUUAAGAAUCUGUUAGCUUACAUUAAAGAGUUAGCUGGUCCAAGAGGAAACGUGUGGGUUAUUGGAGCUCAGAACGCCGGGAAAUCUACUUUGAUUAAUGCCUUAUCCAAGAAAGAUGGUGCAAAGGUCACAAGGCUCACGGAAGCUCCGGUUCCUGGAACAACACUUGGAAUAUUGAGAAUUGGUGGAAUAUUGUCUGCAAAGGCAAAGAUGUAUGACACUCCGGGCCUUUUGCAUCCCUACCUUAUGUCCCUGAGAUUAAAUUCAGAGGAGCGGAAAAUGGUAGAGAUAAGGAAGGAGGUUCAACCUCGGAGUUACAGAGUCAAGGCAGGACAGUCUGUUCACAUCGGUGGCUUGGUCAGGCUAGACCUCGUUCGGGCAUCGGUUGAAACAAUUUACAUAACAGUAUGGGCAUCGCAUAGCGUUUCAUUACAUCUAGGAAAAACAGAGAAUGCUGAAGAGAUACUCAAGGGCCAUUCUGGUUUACGGCUGCAGCCACCAAUAGGAGAGAACAGAGCGUCUGAAUUGGGAAACUGGGAAGAGAAGGAGAUUCAGGUGACGGGAAGUAGUUGGGAGGUGAAAAGCAUCGACAUUUCAGUGGCUGGUCUUGGCUGGCUAGCCCUUGGUCUCAAAGGUGAAGCAACACUAGCAUUAUGGACUUAUCAGGGGAUUGAUGUAACCUUGAGAGAACCAUUGGUUAUUGACCGCGCACCAUAUCUUGAACGGCCUGGCUUCUGGUUGCCAAAAGCCAUAACCGAAGUGCUUGGAACACAUUCUAGUAAGCUUGAUGAAGCUCGUAGGAGGAAGAAGCAACAAGACAGCACAGAUUUUCUCUCUGAUAAUGUUUCAUAGUAACCUGUAUGUACAAGUUACAGAUCAGAUGCCUUUCAUCAUCAGUGUAGUCAUUUUGGAAGGUUUAUAAUGGUUUUUCUAUUUUUGAAACAUUUUUUAAAUCCACAUCGAUUCAUUUUCUA
Messenger RNA from Camelina sativa (false flax), 2266 nucleotides. RefSeq names its product GTP-binding protein BRASSINAZOLE INSENSITIVE PALE GREEN 2, chloroplastic. The record is from RefSeq and is a predicted model, not a curated record. Gene Ontology annotation, cellular component: mitochondrion; chloroplast stroma. Gene Ontology annotation, biological process: chloroplast rRNA processing; brassinosteroid mediated signaling pathway. Gene Ontology annotation, molecular function: GTP binding. Lineage: Eukaryota; Viridiplantae; Streptophyta; Magnoliopsida; Brassicales; Brassicaceae.